Messenger RNA from Diospyros lotus (date-plum), 2098 nucleotides. Its product is annotated as probable galacturonosyltransferase 9. Gene Ontology annotation, molecular function: polygalacturonate 4-alpha-galacturonosyltransferase activity. Lineage: Eukaryota; Viridiplantae; Streptophyta; Magnoliopsida; Ericales; Ebenaceae. The record is from RefSeq and is a predicted model, not a curated record.
UCGACUCAGUCCCUGAAAUCAAUCAUCUUUCCCUCAUUCAUUCCGGUCGCGUUUCCAGAUCCCCACCGUACUCUCUCUCUCUCUCUCUCUCUCUCUCUCUCUCUCGCGUUUUGCCACUGACCUCCUUCUGGUUCACGCGUCUGAGAUAACUUUUUUUCUUUUGUCGGUAAGUGGACUGGGAAAAGCUGGUGGUGCUCACUGUUGCUGGCGGUUAGAUCUGGUACGAGAAUAUAAUCCAAUGGCGGUUGCAGCCCGGGGCCGGGGAUCUGGAGGCGGAUCAGCGUUUUCCGGCGGCCUCCGCAACUUCUUCACCUACCGGAUCUUCGUCUCCGCUAUGUUCACUCUGCUGUUCCUCGCCACUCUCUCCGUCCUCUUCACCUCCCACCCCGCCUCGUAUCACGACUCUGGCAUUACGACGACUGGAAAUGCAUACGUUCACCGGACGUUUUUGGCGCUGAAGUCAGAUCCGUUAAAGACUAGGUUAGAUUUGAUUAAUAAGCAGGCUAAUGAUCAUGUUGCACUUGUGAAUGCGUAUGCGGCCUAUGCAAGGAAGCUUAAGCUUGACAGUUCGAGGCAGCUUCGGAUGUUUGACGAUCUGGCACGAAAUUUCUCAGAACUCGUAUCCAAGCCAAGUUAUCAGUCGUCUUUGUUUGAGUCUGAUGGGCCAGUCGAUGAGGAUGUCUUAAGGCAGCUUGAGAAGGAGGUUAAGGAUAAAGUUAAGACUGCUAGAUUAAUUAUUGCUGAAGCAAAAGAAUCUUAUGACAAUCAGUUGAAGAUACAGAAAUUGAAGGAUACAAUAUUUGCAGUUAAUGAAUUACUCAUCAAGGCAAAAAAGAAUGGUGCAUUUGCUAGCAUAAUUGCUUCUAAAUCAACUCCAAAGAGUUUGCAUUGUCUUGCCAUGCGGCUCAUGGGGGAGAGAAUUGCACAUCCUGAGAGCUAUAAGGACGAUAAGCCCAAGCCCCAGUUUGAGGAUCCCACUUUGUACCAUUAUGCUAUCUUUUCUGAUAACUUGAUUGCAGUCUCUGUUGUAGUAAAUUCAAUAGUAAAGAAUGCAGAGGAACCAUCGAAACAUGUUAUUCACAUUGUCACCGACAAGAUGAAUCUUGUGGCAAUGAAGGUUUGGUUUAAGAGGAGGCCAUUAGAGGGGGGUGCCCAUGUUGAGGUGAAAUCGGUGGAGGAUUUCACAUUUUUGAAUUCCUCUUAUGCUCCAGUGCUCUGGCAACUUGAAUCUGUGAACAUGCAGAAGUUUUACUUAGAGAACAGGGAAGAAAAUGCCACUAAAGACGUGAAUAACAUGAAAUUUAGGAGUCCCAACUACUUGUCCAUGUUGAAUCACCUCCGAUUUUACUUGCCUGAGAUGUACCCAAAGCUACACCGGAUUGUUUUCCUUGACGAUGAUGUUGUGGUUCAGAAGGAUUUGACGGCCUUGUGGAAAAUUGAUAUGGAUGGGAAGGUAAAUGGGGCUGUUGAGACCUGCUUUGGGUCAUUCCAUCGUUAUGCUCAGUAUUUGAACUUCUCUAAUCCGCUAAUUAGGGAGAAGUUUAAUCCAAAGGCUUGUGCGUGGGCUUUUGGGAUGAAUAUAUUUGACCUUGAUGCUUGGAGGCGCGAGAGAUGCACUGAGCAAUAUCAUUAUUGGCAGAACUUGAAUGAGGAUCUCUCUCUGUGGAAAUUAGGGACACUUCCACCUGGACUAGUUACCUUCUACUCAACAACAAAAUCCUUGGACAAAUCAUGGCACGUCCUUGGACUUGGAUAUAAUCCUGGUGUUAGCAUGGAUGAGAUCAACAAUGCUGCUGUUAUUCAUUUCAAUGGAAACAUGAAACCUUGGCUGGACAUUGCUUUGAACCAAUUCAAGCAUCUAUGGACCAAAUACGUUGACUAUGAAAUGGAAUUUGUGCAAAUGUGCAAUUUUGGCCUCUAGAUAUGGAAGUCUCCUUCUAGUUAACAAUGAGUCCGCUGCGUUGAAAGGAUAUUUGUUUCAAGUCAAGUUCGCCUCAUGCACUGAGGUGCAGUUUAAAUCUCACAUGUUAUGACGAUCAAAUGUCUGAGGAUUAAACUAGUAAGUUUGCUAUUUUGUCUAAUAAAAAAUUCUUGUACA